GAAGCCACUUGCUGCCGCUUACAAAGACCAGCUGGACAGACCAGUGAUACCCCACAACUACCAAAUUGGUGACGCGGUUUGGGUCCGCAGACAUCGGACUAAGAAUUUGGAACCCCGUUGGAAGGGACCCUACACUGUGCUGCUGACUACUCCGACUGCUCUCAAGGUCGACGGCAUUGCGGCCUGGGUCCACGCCUCCCACGUAAAAGCGGCCCGACCGGACGAGAAAACAUCAGAAUCAUCAUGGAAGGUUCAACGUUCUCAAAACCCUCUAAAGAUAAGACUUACUCGGGAGCCCCCCUAAUCAUUUUAUGGGCCCUGCUAGGACUGGGAGAGGGGGGGAAAGCCAAGAGCCCUCAUACAGUUUAUAAUAUAACUUGGAGAGUCACUAACCUUAUGACAGGACAGGUUGCCAAUUCCACCUCCAUGCUGGGAACCACGAAAGAUGUCUUUCCAACCCUAUACUUUGACCUCUGUGACCUAGUGGGGGAUUCAUGGAAUCCAUCAGACCAGGAGCCAUUCUCCGGGUAUGGCUGCCACCACCCUGGGGGACGGCAUGGAACAAGAGCCAGGGAUUUCUAUGUGUGCCCAGGUCAAAACUUUAGAAAAGAAUGCGGGGGGCCCGCAGAUGGGUACUGUGCCCAAUGGGGCUGCGAAACCACCGGAGACGCCUACUGGAAGCCAUCCUCUUCCUGGGACCUAAUCACCCUUAAGCGAGGAACCACCCCUGGUUACACGGGUGCAGGACCUUGGGUAUGCAGCAAGGACUGGUGUGGCCCCUGUUAUGACUCCUUGACUAAAAAUGUUACGGGGGCCACCUUAGGAGGCAGAUGCAAUCCUCUGAUCCUCGACUUUACCGCCCAAGGCAAAACAGCAGUCUGGGAUGGUCCCAAGUCCUGGGGACUGCGUCUCUAUCGCUCAGGAUAUGACCCUGUCACUAUAUUCUCCUUAACGAGGCAAAUAGCUUCUGUCUCAUCAACAGUAGCUGUCGGGCCAAACGCGGUCUUGUUAGAACAGAAGCCCCCUUCUCAGCCAGCACCCCCUCCCAGACCCAAACCAAUUCCCGCCCAAAAUCCCUCCACUACCUUGGCCCCAUCUUCACACAAUAAUACUCCAACUCCUCUGCAGGGUACAGGGGACAGACUCCUCAAUCUAAUCCAGGGGGCAUACUCGACCCUCAACUAUACCAGUCCAAACUUGACCGAGGAAUGCUGGCUAUGUCUGGUUUCGAGGCCCCCAUACUAUGAGGGAGUAGCUAUAAUUGGCAAUUAUACCAACCAAACUGAAGCCACGGCCUAUUGUACAUCCCCCUCCCAACAUAAACUUACCCUGUCAGAGGUAUUGGGUCGAGGGACCUGUGUGGGAGGAGUCCCUAAAACCCACGAGUCACUGUGCAACAGUACCCAUCCACUUCAGACUUCCUCCACUGGAUAUCUGGUGGCACCCAAUGGAACCUACUGGGCAUGCAGUACGGGUCUCACUCCCUGUGUUUCCCUUACGGUCCUUAACACAACCUCUGACUAUUGCGUGUUAAUAGAGCUAUGGCCCAGAGUAACCUAUCAUACCCCUUCAUAUAUUUAUGAACAAUUUGAAGAGAGGCCACGAAUUAGACGGGAACCAGUGUCCCUCACACUGGCCCUUAUGCUGGGAGGACUGACAGUAGGGGGAAUAGCUGCGGGAGUGGGAACAGGGACCGCUGCACUAGUUGAGACCCAACAGUUCCAACAAUUACAAGCAGUCAUGCACACAGAUAUCAAGGCCUUGGAGGAAUCAGUCAGUGCCUUAGAAAAGUCCUUGACUUCCUUAUCCGAAAUGGUCCUGCAGAACAGACGGGGGUUGGAUGUUCUAUUCCUACAGCAAGGGGGGCUUUGCGCAGCCCUAAAAGAGGAAUGUUGCUUCUAUGCUGAUCACACAGGUGUAGUCAGGGACAAUAUGGCAAAACUCAGGGAACGACUCAAGCAGAGACAGCAGUUAUUUGAGUCACAACAAGGUUGGUUCGAGGGUUGGUUCAACAGAUCUCCAUGGUUUACCACCCUAAUCUCCUCCAUAAUGGGCCCCCUCAUAAUCAUACUGUUAAUCUUGCUGUUCGGGCCUUGUAUCCUCAACCGUCUGGUUCAGUUCAUGAAAGACAGACUGUCAGUUAUACAGGCCUUGGUCUUGACCCAACAAUACCACCAACUUAAACAGUUUGACCCUGAAGAUGUAGAAAACCGAGUCAGCUGA
Arvicola amphibius (Eurasian water vole) is the source of this 2223-nucleotide messenger RNA. Its product is annotated as MLV-related proviral Env polyprotein-like. The record is from RefSeq and is a predicted model, not a curated record. The coding region runs from base 244 to 2223 and encodes 659 amino acids. NCBI's taxonomy places the organism in Eukaryota, Metazoa, Chordata, Mammalia, Rodentia, Cricetidae. The transcript has a single exon.